GCAGGCUAAAAUGAAAAUACGUGGUAAGUAACCUCGACUAUUCGGUAUCGUUUUUGUCAUACCCCACGCUUGAGCAGCCAUUUUGCAAAGAGGAAGAGAGGGCGAACAAAAUUGUUUUUUUCUAGGUUAUGACCAGAAGAGGCGACCUGGAUUGCAAAAUUUACGUAGGUGAUCUCGCAAGAGACACCAAUGAAAAGGACGUCGAGAGGGCAUUCAGCUACUAUGGCCGCCUAAGAAGUGUUUGGGUAGCAAGGAAUCCAGCAGGCUUUGCCUUUGUUGAGUUUGAAGAUCCACGAGAUGCAGAUGAUGCAGUUCGGGGACUUGAUGGAACAAGUAUCAAUGGGUCUCGCGUGAGAGUUGAGCAUUCCACUGGCAAGGUACGCCCAAAACCAUGGCUACGGGGUGGCCGUUCUGGACCAAGGGGUGGUGGUGGUCGACGGCCAUUCCAUCCAGAAGAUCGCUGUUAUGAGUGCGGGGAGACAGGCCACUAUGCUUAUGAUUGUCCAAGACACAGAAGAAGUGGUGGAAGAAGGUAUUCGAGGUCCAGAAGCAGGUCCAGGUCCCCAAGGAGGAGGAGUUACUCCAGAAGUCGCAGCAGGAGCCGUGGUGGAAGUCGUGAACGGGGAAGUCGUGAUCGCAGAAGCCGUGACAGAAGCAGGGGAAGCAGGGAUCGUUAUGCAAGCCGAUCACCUGCCACACGUUCUCGAUCCAGGAGUGCAGCAAGAAAUGAUGACUAAAUGCACAUGGCCUCAAAGAUUGUCAUUGCUUUCAUUCAUUGAUAACAUGUUAGCAUCUUCAUUUGUAGUCUAUUCAAUCAUCAUUUGUAUUCUCUGAUCACAAUUCAGUUUUCUUUGUAAGACUUUGUGUUUUGUAUGAGCUUUGGAUAAUCUUUUGACCAAUUAACACUUAAUACAUGUAAUCAUUAACACUUAAUACAUGUAAUCAUUAACACUUAAUACAUGUAAUCAUUAAAAUUGACCUGUUUUUUUAGCCAAGUUGUUUAAUAUUUGUUCAAGAUACCCAUGCUGAAUCUUGUUACUCACUUGGAUUAUAUAAUCAUUGAAAGAAUGAAGUUGAACAGAUUUGAGCUUUCAUAGCGAUACUUUUGUGAGUAAAAAAGGGAAAUAUCUCUCGAAACUUUAACCAUGGUAAUUUGACAAAUGGAUACAGUUUUGAAAAAAAUGGUCAACUUUUUUUAUUUUAGUUAUUUUAUUAAUGUAAAGAAUUUGUUGAAUAGCUUAAGUUUGGUGAUGCAAGAAUGAAAAUGUAGCCAUUUAAAUUAUAUCAACCAUAUAUUUGUGAAGUGUCAUACAUGUGCGUUAGUCAUGACCUUAUAUCAAAUUAGAUAAAAAAAUGUGUUUAAACAUUUUUGCACUCCUCAAAGGAGUCGUCACUUACGUGGCUUUUUAUGACAGCACAUGCAUUAUUUGCAAAGUGAUGCCAUCUAUUUCUUAGACACCACUGUUACCUUAGCUUUUGUCUAAAGGACUUUUGCACAUAAUAUUUGUGUGUUUAAGUAAAUUUCAUUCCUGUUUUUAUAUUGAACAAAAUAAAAUGUGAAGUUAGU
This is a messenger RNA of Dreissena polymorpha, 1567 nucleotides long. RefSeq names its product serine/arginine-rich splicing factor 7-like. Gene Ontology annotation, cellular component: nuclear speck. Gene Ontology annotation, biological process: mRNA splicing, via spliceosome. NCBI's taxonomy places the organism in Eukaryota, Metazoa, Mollusca, Bivalvia, Myida, Dreissenidae. The record is from RefSeq and is a predicted model, not a curated record. The transcript has 6 exons. Bases 129 to 737 code for a protein of 202 amino acids. Gene Ontology annotation, molecular function: RNA binding; zinc ion binding.